CGACAUCUACAUAUCAUCGUAAAACUUUACAUUUUGGUAACUUCAAAGUAUUGUUAAAAAACACAGUAACUACCUAGUAGUACUGCCACUAUCAAUAAUUAAAUUAAUCUAACAUACGAAUGAGGAGGAGUCCAACCAAUCUCGCCACCUGAAUUCCCUACGCAUGACUUCAGAAUCCAUUCAUCCAGACCUCAAUCCCCACAACAUUCAAGCUAUCGUCAUGCCUCACAAAGAGCCCAAUACGCCCGAGGCACAAACACGAGACUCAGCAGAACGUGUAGCUCGUAUUCAGGUCAAGAACCGCAGGAAAUUAUAUCUCGAUCGCCAUCCAUCAUAUUUCACUGCCCCUGACCUAGAGCUUGCAGGUCAAUUAUUGCUAUAUUGAAGAAAAUCUACAUGGGAACUAAUUAUAAGCAGACCCGCUAUUAUAUGACCGAUGCAUUAGAAGAUUUCAAUCUGCCGCGGAAAGAGAAGCGGAUGGACGAGCAAAGGGUUAUUCUGGUAGGCGACCCUUAGAUGGCCUCGACUUCUUUUUAUCUACUGAUGGUACUAAAUAUCUUCACCAGGUGUACUGGAAGCAGAUCUGUAUCGAUCAGAAGCUAAACUUGCCGCGUUGAAAGGCAACCCUGGUUCGUCCUCUAGAGAUGAAGAUGGAAGUGCUGGAUGUAUUGAAGAAGAUCAUGGAGUUCCAUAUCUGAGCUAUGCAAGAGGUCAAAAUGGUGAAGUUUUACCUGAGGACCCGGACGAAGUACCGAGGAGCAAAGAGGAGGGCUUCGAAAGGUGGAAGUUCGAAAUGACACUCAAGUUUCUGAGAGGAGAGGAUGAAGAAUUCGAUUAUCAAAAUGUAGAUGCUGGCGGGGAAUGGGAUGAUAUUGGAGAUAGGGACGUUGAAGAGCGAUGGUUCGAGGAUGAAGAACCAGAAUGGUUAGGGGAGGAAGAUACUGGGGAAACAGUUGGGGGAGAAACUGGGAUACAAGAUUUUUGAGAGAAUGAGCAAUAUCAUUCACCGUAUGCAUUUUCUUGUACUACUGACUUUAUAUAGGUAGGUAAGCAUAUACAUGAUAUAUCUACAAGAAAUACCUGAUGAGGUCUUGGAAACGUGGAAAGUUGACUGGGAAAGAGAUG
Molecule: messenger RNA, 1125 nt
Organism: Sclerotinia trifoliorum
Lineage: Eukaryota; Fungi; Ascomycota; Leotiomycetes; Helotiales; Sclerotiniaceae
Source: the annotation of a GenBank genome assembly